AUGGAUGUCCUGUGGUCUGGGACCGCUUGCCUUAAAUCUUGCAAUUGCGAAUUCUUUGAACCCCGGGCGAUGUUCGAGAAAGUCUCCCAGCCGUCGCUCUCCUUGGGCGAGGAUGGAGACGUUGGCGAAGCGAAAAGGACGGAGACGAUAGGGACGUUGGAGACGUCGGAAACGUCGCAGGUGUCAGAGGCGUUGGCGGCGUUGGAGGCGUUCAAGACAUUGGAGGCGUGGGAGCAGGAGGGGAAGGAGGUCUCGUUCAAGCCCGCAGGUCGCCAUUUCCAAAGCGUGACGCACCACCGUUGUUACUUCACGCAGGCACUAUUUCACGAGCAAGUGAAAGCACAGAGUCCCUUCCUGGAUCCCAAGCAAGUGACCAGGUUUGAUGGCAUCAACGUGCAGGUUAGAUUCGACGUCAACGACGACAAAGUGCGCGCACUACCGUGCAAACCUUACGUGAUUUCGCCCUUUGCGCUCUGUCAGGUCGUGUUUCUUGCUACACCAAAAAACUCCUGUGUCUGCGCGGCCAAAGUGGACAGCUUCAAAACGAAAGGGCGUACAGUCACUCUGAAUCUCACCGCGUACUCUUGGUUUCCCCUGAAGACACUCGUCUCGCAAACAGACGGACUCAAGGUGCUCAUAUGCGGUGCGCAGACACGCAGAAUGCUCGACGCACUUCUCAACGUGCAAAACAGCAGGCUGCAGACAGUGGUGAUGUGCAAACAGCCGCUGCACCACAAGCCCGGUCGCGCGCAGUUCGAGUGCUCCACCGCUACGCUCAACAAACACCAGCGUCACGCUGUAGCACACUCACUAUCGAACAAAAUAACCAUUUUGAAAGGCCCGCCGGGAACCGGGAAAACCACCGUGAUUGUCGAGAUGAUUGCGCAACUUUUACAGGAGAAAUCCAAGCUCCCCAUCUUGUGCGUUGCGCCCUCAAACGUUGCUAUCGACAAUAUCGCGAAAAAGCUGCUCGCCGACAAAUCUCCGAUCGCCAAACGGGAUCUUUUGAGAGUGGUAUCCAUCAGCAAAGAGCCUCACUAUUGGCACGGCCAUGUCCUGGAGGAUAUCUGCUUGCACUUGAAAAUGUACGAACAUCUCACUGACAUGCCCAAACGUUCCUUUGAGGACCUCAUUGCUGGCCGCUAUUCGAAAAUAAGCCCAGCAGAUUUUAAGGCGUUCCAGACACAAAGGCGGCUCAUCGAAGAAAAGAUCAUUCGCAAGGCGAAAGUGAUUUUGACCACCAACGUGGCAGCAGGCGCACCUUUGCUAAAAUGCUUGCGCUCGUUCCCGGUUGUGAUCAUGGACGAGUCCACACAGGCCACGGAACCUUCUGCACUAGUGCCACUGACUUUGCCCAAUGUCAGGAAAGUCAUUCUUUUGGGCGACGAACGACAACUGUCAUGUGCCAACAGCAUUCCGGGUUUAACACUAUCGUUUUUCGAGCGGCUCAUAACAAAUCGCGUUUCCAGAGCUAAUCUCAUGUUGCGGGUGCAAUACCGAAUGCAUCCGCAAAUAAGUGAAUUCCCUCGAACUGCGAUAUACAACGGCCAAUUGACAGACGGUUGCACGGCCGAGGACAGGAAGCACCCGCAGAUUAAGCAUCCUCUUUUUUUCCUGCAAUGUGCACGGACAGUCGAACAACUUGGCGCGCUUAAUCAAGCCGAUCAUAAAUCAAUUCAAAAUCCCGGUGAGGCUCGUGUCGUGCGCGAGCUGGUGCGUAACCUGCUGUUAGAGAAGCAAUUCUCACACAGCCAAAUUGCCGUGAUUACACCCUAUGCGGCACAACGAGAGCUCGUGGCAAAGUUACUGAAAUCUGAUCCCGUGAUAAAUCCUCGCAUCAGAGAACCCGCACUUGAAAUGGACAUCGAGGACGUUAUUGGAUCCGGUCUCGAGCGUGAGCACAAUUCAGUCUCGAACACUUUAAUCAACAUCAACAACGUUUACGUGUCGUCGAUUGACGCGUUCCAGGGCCACGAAAGAGAUGUCAUCAUUUUCUCUAGCGUACGUAACAACUCAGAAGCGUCUCUUGGGUUUUUGACAGACCGUAGACGCUUGAAUGUGGCUCUGACGCGUGCCAGAAGGGCGUUGGCAGUCGUAGGAGACAAAGAAACUUUGAAAAACAGUAAAAUUUGGCGCAAAUUCCUCAAGCACCUCCAAGAACGAGACUUGAUUUUCGAAAAAGUCUCUUCCCUGUGA
This is a messenger RNA of Lachancea mirantina, 2196 nucleotides long. The record is from the annotation of a GenBank genome assembly. Lineage: Eukaryota; Fungi; Ascomycota; Saccharomycetes; Saccharomycetales; Saccharomycetaceae.